This is a messenger RNA of Kuraishia capsulata CBS 1993, 3327 nucleotides long. RefSeq lists its product as uncharacterized. Gene Ontology annotation, molecular function: single-stranded DNA binding; damaged DNA binding. NCBI's taxonomy places the organism in Eukaryota, Fungi, Ascomycota, Pichiomycetes, Pichiales, Pichiaceae. The record is from RefSeq and is a predicted model, not a curated record. The transcript has a single exon. Gene Ontology annotation, cellular component: nucleus; Smc5-Smc6 complex; site of double-strand break. Gene Ontology annotation, biological process: double-strand break repair via homologous recombination. Bases 1 to 3327 code for a protein of 1108 amino acids.
AUGCCUGAAAAACGGCCUGCUAGUGAUGAUUUAAUAGAGGACUUUCUUGAUUCCGAACCCGACGAUUCGUUGGAUGAGGACGAGAAAGGAAACCAAUCUCAGAGAGGGCACAACGUGUUAGCACAGUUCACGCAGGAUCCACAGGCUAACAAGAGGAGAAGACUAGCUGAGGCAAUUUCCAGUUCACAGGUCUCGACAGGCUCACAGUCCAAUAAUGUGAGAGAGUCUACAGCUGGUGUUAUUGAGUCUAUCAGGAUGACCAACUUCAUGUGCCACAGCAACUUCGAGGUCACCUUAGGACCACAGACUAACUUCAUUAUCGGGAAGAACGGUAGUGGAAAGAGCGCUGUGCUCACGUGUCUAUCGGUCUGUUUGGGGGCCAAGGCGAACGAAACGGAUCGUGGGUCCAAUUUAAAAGCCAUGAUCAAGAAUGGUAAGAACACAGCGCGUUUAUCAGUCACCUUUAAGAACGAAGGAAUGGAGUCGUAUUUGCCAGAGGUGUACGGAAACAGAAUCAUCGUUCAGCGUUUCCUGAAAAGAGAUGGAACUUCGGGUUAUUCCAUGAAGAGUGUUGCAAAUAAGACUAUAUCCACGAAAAAGGCAGAGCUGGACGCCAUGUUGAACCAUUUUGGAAUCACCAUCACCAAUCCGAUGACCGUGUUAACCCAGACAGAGGCGAAGCAGUUCUUGGCUAGUUCUACAAGUGAGCACAAGUUCAAGUACUUCAUGGCUGGUACCAGGCUUGAUAUUGCUGUCUCCGAUUGCACCAAGACUGACCAGGACCUUAAAGAUGUGCGCUCCAUGCUUUCUAGAAAUAGCUUGAUUUUGGAGGAGUCAGCAAAGAACUUCAAAGCUGCACGUGAUAUGUACGCCCGACUACAGUCUACGGAUCAGAACAGGCAGAAAUUGAGAACGCUGCUGGGUAGGAUGAAGUGGUGGAAGCAACUGAAAAUGCAGGAGCAACUAGAUCACAAAUUGGCGAAUAAAGAGAAAUUGCAGGCCCUGAUGGACCAGGCUCGAAGGAAGGCUGAUGAAGCUCAAAACUCGAUGCUUGCUUUGGAGACCGAACUUCAGACCAUUUCCGAUACGAAGCUUGAGGCUGAAUCAGAGUGCAAUCGCUUGGAAGCAGUCUUGUCGAGCACAAAGGACACCGCAAAAGCUACACAGAAACAGAGCGGUGUUUUGGAAGCCAGACUCAAGGCUUGUACAGAUGCAAUUAAGGAGACCAACGAAAACCUUCAAACCCUGGAAAAAAGGAUCAAGAUGGAAGAAGAACGUUUAGAAAAUAGCGAUACUAGCACUACGGAUGGUUUGCUGGUGCAAAAAUCUGGCCUUGAAAGACAACUUACUUCACUAGACCAGGAAAAAGCCCAGCUGGCUUCUCGCAAAAAAGCAGAAAUCGCCUUGCACAAAGCAAGAUUGAGCGAGAUAACUGAGACGAUUGCCGAGAAAGAUAAAUACAUCAAGGACCUCAGAAAGGAGCUUUCCCAGAAUUUUGGUCGACAAAGGGAUAAGUACUGGGCAUAUGGUCCUGGUUUGCGUCAUCUUUUGGAUGAAAUACAAAGGACUAAGACUUUUCACAGCACGCCGUUUGGUCCUCUUGGAUUGUCAGUAUCUAUGAAACCAGGUAAGGAGGGUUGGUCACAAAUAGUUGAGAAUGUGUUGAACAGACAAAUGAGUAGUUUCUUGGUGCAAGAUUUCCAUGAUCAGAAAAUAUUGUCAGGAUUGUUUCGCAAACACAAAUAUUUUGGCGAUAUACUUGUCAGGCAAUUAGAGACAUUCGACUACAGAAACUCUUUGCCCUCCUCAGAUUUGACCAGCAUCAUGGAUGUGCUAAACUUUCAAGAUGAGAAUGUGAAAUGUGUGUUUAUCGACGAGGCCAAGAUCAACUUUACAUGUUUGAUGACUGAUCGUUCGCAAGCAGAAGAAGCACUCAUAAAACGGCCCAGAAAUGUGAAAGCUUUCCUGGUUCCUUAUGACAGGGGUUCAGCAACCAGAUUGAUGUUGGGUGAUAACUCUAACAUUCUGGCAGAUCCCAUAAAGUUUGCCCCUGCCAGGAGCUCCAAAUUGGGGUCAAGUGAUCCAGAAGAAGCGCUCAAGCAGGAGGUUGCCCGUCAACAACAGGAGAUGAAUGAGUUGAUUGCAGAGAAGACUACACUGAUUGCAUCCAGCAAUACCGAAAAGGCUGGUAUUGAGAAGUCAUUGAAGCAAAUUACGCAUAAGAUCACUGAGACAACAGAUGAAUUAAAUGAUCUGAUUGCGCUCAUAGAAGAUGAAAGUACAGAUAGCGGUAAGCUUAAAGGGCUUACCGAAGACAGAGAUGACUACAUUUCUCGAAACAUUGCCCAUAAUGAGACGUUGACUGCAUUGAAGGCAGAAAGGGAAAACAACGGUAACAGACUCAUGGGAAUCGAAGCUCGUUACAGGGCCGAGAAGGAAGCUCUCAAAGCACAGCAGCAACGUGUUUCUGAUCUCAAGAAACUUAUGGAGGAACGCCACGACAAGCUCGCUGAAUUUGAGGGUGAAUCCAAUCAUUAUACCAUUAGUUAUAAGCAAAAGAGUGAAAAGAUGGAGAUUCUGGAGAAUACCAUCAUGGCUUUGGAAGAAAACUGUGGUGAUUUGCACCGGGCCGCGGCGCAGGUUUGCACUCUUGAAGAGUCUGGUGCCAACACUGAAACUCAGACAGAAGACUCUAUCAGGCAGGAAUACGUCGCAACGAAAGAGGCCGUGGACUCCAUUGAGAAGUCAUUAGGAAUGACCAGAGAGCAGGUGAUCAGCGACGUCAAGGCGAAGCGUGAAAAAUAUCUACAUGCGAAACAGAGUCUGGGUGAGGCCCAAUCAAUGGCUGAGAAACUGGGUGAAUCUUUACGUGAAAGAAAGCAGAAUCUCAAGACUACUCGCAAGAGACUCUGUAUGGAAGUGAAUGAAGCAUUCCAGCAGGCGCUCUCAAUCAGGGCAUUUGUGGGAGAACUCGAGUUUGACUUUGAGAAUGGAAAGCUAUCCAUGAUGGUAUCUACCAAGCCGGGGGAGAAGAAGAGAAUGGUUGAGUCUCUUUCUGGAGGAGAAAAGUCGUUUACCCAGAUUGCAUUCUUACUGGCAUUAUGGAAACCGAUGCAGAGCAGAAUCCGUGGACUUGACGAAUUUGACGUGUUUAUGGAUCAAAUUAACAGAAGGCUGUCGCUGAAGAUGAUCCUGGACAAGGUGAGCAAGAAUCCAUACUGUCAGACCCUGUUCAUCACCCCAUUGGAUGUCGGUGAUGUUCCUGGUGUUGAUUCUCCUACGGUGCACAUCCAUCAGAUCGCAGAUCCCGAGAGAAAUGUUGCAUGA